AGUAGUUGACUAAAAACACAUUCGAUCUUUGGUUCAUGCUCCAGACUCCAGAGUCUGGGGAUCCUCAUUUAUACUUGCUUACACUUUGAAUGAAGAUCCUUCAUUUCACCUCCCAAAAUCUCUCUAAAUCAUGUUAAAACAUCUUUUAAGCAUGCUUCUUCAAUCGUAAUUUCUAGAAGAAAUUGCAGAAACUUUGUUAGUUUAGUUGUAGAACAUUAAGCCCUUCUUUGCUAGAAGCUGUGAAACAAUACCUGAGAAGUUUCGAUGAGGACAUAGAGGAAGCCAUGCCAUUGUGGCAACAACCUUACGAAGCUACGCCAUCGAGGCUACAAGGUCUCCAAUAUAUGCCAUCGCUGACACAAUUUAAAGGGACUCGGAGGAGGACUAGAUCACCAGUAUUACCAGUGACAUCAUUUUACCGUUAUGUGUUCAGUGUCAUCGAUACCUUGCUUUAUCAGAUGACCAGUAUCCAUCACCUACUAUCUAGGAAUUGGAUUUUACUGAGUUUCUGUUUGGCUGCAAUCUUUUUGGAUCCUUUAUUCUUGUACAUUCCGGUGAUCAACGAUCAUAAAAAGUGCCUUGGAUUAGACAAGAACUUGGGGACUGCGGUUAUUGUUGUCCGUUCUUUCUUUGAUUUCUUUCAUUUCAUCUAUAUCAUUUUUCAACUGCGUACUUACUCUCCUCGUAACCUCAAUAAAAGAGGCGUAUUAAAUGAUAAAUCCUGGGCAACAGCAAGGAAAUAUUUGCUGUAUUCCUUUCCCAUUGACCUUCUCUCAAUUCUUCCACUCCCACAGGUGGUGAACUACAUUCUCAUAAGAGGCUGGAAACUUCGGAACGCAAUGAAGUUAUUGCAAUAUUUUGUUAUUUUCCAAUAUGUGCCAAGGUUAAUUCGGAUCUACCCAUUAUUUAGAAAAGUUAAAAAGACUUUCGGGAAUCUUUAUGAAUCUAGAUUCACCAAAGUAGCGUUCAACCUUCUUCUUUACGUGCUUGCAAGUCAUGUCUAUGGAUCUUUAUGGUACUUUUUGGCUAUAGAUAGAGACACUGUUUGCUGGAAGAGAGCCUGCGCAAAUCACCCUGGAUGCGGUCAUAGAUCUCUCUACUGUCAUGAUACUUUGGGAGACACAACUUUUUUAAACGAUUUAUGCCCAACAAAACCGCCAAAUACCACUAUGUUUGAUUUUGGAAUGUACCAGGAUGCUCUUCAGUCUGGCAUCGUAGAGGUGACAGAUCUUCCGCAGAAGUUCUUAUAUUCCUUUCUAUGGGACCUGCAAAACCUCAGUUGUUUUGGUCAAAACCUCCGGACAAGUUCUUAUGUCUGGGAAAACUUCUUUGGAAUUUUCAUUACCCUCUCUGGGUUGGUGUUCUUUCUAUGUCUCAUUGGAAAUGUGCAGAUAUACCUACAGUCCAAAAGUGCAAAAUCAGAAGAGAUGAGAUUAAAGGGACAAGAGAUAGAGCAGUGGAUGGGUUUUAGAAAGCUGUCAAACAAUCUUCAACAGAAGGUUAGGAAAUAUGGACAAUAGGUAUGGCGAGAAACCAAAGGUGUUGACGUAGAAAAUUUGGUUAAAAAUCUUCCCAAGGACCUUAGAAAUAGAGUAAAGAGUGAACUCGGCUUAGAAUUACUCUUGAAAGUACCACUGUUUCAAAACAUGAAUGAACCACUUUUGAAUGAAUUGUGCGACCGACUCAAGCCGAUGCUGUACACAGAGGAUAGUUACUUUGUUCGGGAGGGUCACCCAGUUGAUGAGAUGUUGUUUGUCAUGCAAGGCAAGCUAUCAAGCGUGGCAACUGAUGGUGGAAGAGCACGUUUCUAUAACGCUUACUAUGUUAGGGAUGGAGACUACUUUGGAGAAGUACUUAUCUCGUGGGCACUGAAUCUUCAGUCCUCGAACGACCUCCCCUUCUCAACUAGAACUGUUAGAGCCCUAACUGAAGUGGAAGCCUUUGUUCUAACGGCCGCUGACUUGAAGUUUGUAGUCUCUCAAUUUAGGACUACCCGUAAUCAGCAAGAAUAUUUGUAUAGCUACUACACCGGUUGGAGGAGAUCUAGCGCAGCUCGUUUAAUACAGCACGCUUGGCGCGGAUAUAAGAAAAAGAUGCUUGAAGAAUCUCUGCUGCGCGCAGAAGAUAUUAUGUUGCAAGAUGAAUGGUUUAAGCCUAGCGGGAAUUCGUCAGGCUUACACACCAGCACGUCUGUUGAAUCCCUAUUCUGGGAUUUGGAUCCUCAUUCAUCUAAUUUUGCUUAAUCUUUGAAAGAUGUAAAUACAUGUGACAGUUCUAACAUAUAACGGUUACUUUCCCUUUAUACCACCAAAAGAUAAUGUUUUUAAUUACUUGUUCUCUUUGAUUGUACACACCAUUCCAAGGCUGUAACAAUUAGAUCAACUGGCCACGAUCGUUGCUGAGGUAUUGAUGUUUACAGAACCAAAACGGAUCGUCUAAAAGAUGGCUGACUUAUGCGAUCAUCUAAAAUGUAUUCGUUACAUUUCAAGCUCAUCUCGUAUGAUACAAGAGAACUCGCAAAGGGCUGCUCAGGAAAUGGAGCCUGAGUUGCAAAAUUGUAUUUACGACUCUUGGUGAUAAGUCUAAAUGCAAUGCAUUUGAA
Messenger RNA from Pistacia vera, 2602 nucleotides. RefSeq names its product cyclic nucleotide-gated ion channel 1-like. The coding region runs from base 285 to 1520 and encodes 411 amino acids. The transcript has 7 exons. The record is from RefSeq and is a predicted model, not a curated record. NCBI's taxonomy places the organism in Eukaryota, Viridiplantae, Streptophyta, Magnoliopsida, Sapindales, Anacardiaceae.